Messenger RNA from Homo sapiens (human), 1484 nucleotides. RefSeq names its product interleukin 20 (gene IL20). The coding region runs from base 295 to 825 and encodes 176 amino acids. Gene Ontology annotation, molecular function: cytokine activity; signaling receptor binding; interleukin-22 receptor binding. The transcript is spliced from 8 exons. Gene Ontology annotation, cellular component: extracellular region. NCBI's taxonomy places the organism in Eukaryota, Metazoa, Chordata, Mammalia, Primates, Hominidae. The record is from RefSeq and is marked reviewed.
AGGCUCCUAGGAGACCAGAAGCAGCAGCCUUUCCUGAGCUCAGGUGUUUUCGAUGGCGCAGCCACAGCUUCUGUGAGAUUCGAUUUCUCCCCAGUUCCCCUGUGGGUCUGAGGGGACCAGAAGGGCCUUACCUGCUGGGCACUAACGGCGGAGCCAGGAUGGGGACAGAAUAAAGGAGCCACGACCUGUGCCACCAACUCGCACUCAGACUCUGAACUCAGACCUGAAAUCUUCUCUUCACGGGAGGCUUGGCAGUUUUUCUUACUCCUGUGGUCUCCAGAUUUCAGGCCUAAGAUGAAAGCCUCUAGUCUUGCCUUCAGCCUUCUCUCUGCUGCGUUUUAUCUCCUAUGGACUCCUUCCACUGGACUGAAGACACUCAAUUUGGGAAGCUGUGUGAUCGCCACAAACCUUCAGGAAAUACGAAAUGGAUUUUCUGAGAUACGGGGCAGUGUGCAAGCCAAAGAUGGAAACAUUGACAUCAGAAUCUUAAGGAGGACUGAGUCUUUGCAAGACACAAAGCCUGCGAAUCGAUGCUGCCUCCUGCGCCAUUUGCUAAGACUCUAUCUGGACAGGGUAUUUAAAAACUACCAGACCCCUGACCAUUAUACUCUCCGGAAGAUCAGCAGCCUCGCCAAUUCCUUUCUUACCAUCAAGAAGGACCUCCGGCUCUGUCAUGCCCACAUGACAUGCCAUUGUGGGGAGGAAGCAAUGAAGAAAUACAGCCAGAUUCUGAGUCACUUUGAAAAGCUGGAACCUCAGGCAGCAGUUGUGAAGGCUUUGGGGGAACUAGACAUUCUUCUGCAAUGGAUGGAGGAGACAGAAUAGGAGGAAAGUGAUGCUGCUGCUAAGAAUAUUCGAGGUCAAGAGCUCCAGUCUUCAAUACCUGCAGAGGAGGCAUGACCCCAAACCACCAUCUCUUUACUGUACUAGUCUUGUGCUGGUCACAGUGUAUCUUAUUUAUGCAUUACUUGCUUCCUUGCAUGAUUGUCUUUAUGCAUCCCCAAUCUUAAUUGAGACCAUACUUGUAUAAGAUUUUUGUAAUAUCUUUCUGCUAUUGGAUAUAUUUAUUAGUUAAUAUAUUUAUUUAUUUUUUGCUAUUUAAUGUAUUUAUUUUUUUACUUGGACAUGAAACUUUAAAAAAAUUCACAGAUUAUAUUUAUAACCUGACUAGAGCAGGUGAUGUAUUUUUAUACAGUAAAAAAAAAAAACCUUGUAAAUUCUAGAAGAGUGGCUAGGGGGGUUAUUCAUUUGUAUUCAACUAAGGACAUAUUUACUCAUGCUGAUGCUCUGUGAGAUAUUUGAAAUUGAACCAAUGACUACUUAGGAUGGGUUGUGGAAUAAGUUUUGAUGUGGAAUUGCACAUCUACCUUACAAUUACUGACCAUCCCCAGUAGACUCCCCAGUCCCAUAAUUGUGUAUCUUCCAGCCAGGAAUCCUACACGGCCAGCAUGUAUUUCUACAAAUAAAGUUUUCUUUGCAUAACA